AUGGUUGGUACAGGUGGCCCAGUAGCCACUUUCUCUGUGUGGGAUUAUGUGGUGUUUGCUGGAACAAUUUUGGUGUCAGCUGGCGUGGGCCUUUUCCAGGCCAUCCGAGGCCGCAAGGAGACCAGCAGCGCUGAGUUCUUGCUGGGUGGACGGCAAAUGACAGCUGUGCCGGUUGCAAUGUCGCUCACAGCCAGCUUUAUGUCUGGCAUCACAGUCAUCGGCACACCAACUGAGGCCUACCGGUUUGGAGCUGCUUUCUGGCUCUUUGGCUUCUCCUAUGCCAUCAUGUCUGCCAUCACUGCUGAGGUCUUUGUCCCGCUUUUCUACCGACUGGGGAUCACCAGCGCCUAUGAGUACCUGGAGAUGCGCUUCAGCAAGCCUAUUCGGAUAAUUGGAACAUCUAUGUACAUCGUUCAGACGGCCCUGUACACUGGUUUGGUAAUCUAUGCUCCAGCUCUUGCACUAAAUCAAAUCACAGGGCUUGAUCUAUGGGGAGUGCUGGUGGCUACAGGAGCAGUGUGCAUCCUCUACUGCACUUUGGGCGGCCUGAAAGCAGUAAUCUGGACAGACGUGAUGCAGAUGGUGACCAUGCUGGCAGGUUUUGUGGCUGUUAUAGCUAGAGGAGCUGUAGUGCAGGGAGGCCUGACGAAGAUUUGGGAAGACGCCGGCGAAGGAGGCCGACUAGAGGCAUUUGAUUUUGACCCAGAUCCUCUGAAGCGUCAUACUUUCUGGACUAUCAUAGUCGGUGGCAGCAUCAUGUGGGUGUCCAUCUACUCAAUCAACCAGUCCCAGGUGCAACGCUACAUCUCCUGCAAAACCUUGCGACAUGCCAAGAUGUCUUUGUAUGUGAACAUGGUUGGCUUGUGGGUAACCGUGAGUCUGGCCGUGUUUUCAGGCCUCACCAUGUACUCCAUUUACAAGAACUGUGACCCAUUUACAAAUGGUGAUAUAAGCUCCCAGGACCAGCUGCUGCCCUACCUUGUGAUGGAUAUUCUGGCAGACUACCCUGGAAUCCCUGGCUUGUUUGUGGCUGCUGCAUACAGUGGUACCCUUAGCACGGUGUCUUCCAGCAUUAAUGCCCUUGUUGCUGUCACUGUGGAAGACUUUAUUCUUCCCGUGUGCAAAAACCUCACAGAGAAACAGGUCACCUGGAUGAACAUGGGCCUAAGUGUAUUCUUUGGUGCCCUGUGUAUUGGAAUGGCUGGAGUUGCUUCAUUGAUGGGAAGCAUUUUGCAGGCAGCUCUGUCCAUAUUUGGCAUGAUCAGUGGACCUCUUCUCGGUCUUUACCUUUUAGGCAUGCUAUUCCGCACAACAAAUUCCAUAGGAGGACUUUCGGGAAUGAUCAUUGGUCUUGUGUUGACUCUGUGGGUGGGGAUUGGAGGCCAGAUUUAUCCAGCAACAAGUGAAAAGACAAAUCCUCUUCAAGUCAGCACUGCGGGCUGCAACAACACUAUGGGCCAAAACUACACAACGACAGCUCCGUGGACCAGUCCUCUGACCUCACAGCCUGAUGUGAGGCCACCUCUGGCAGACUCCUGGUACUCUCUGUCCUACGUCUAUUUAUCUCUCUUGGGGACACUGACCACAAUGGUGUCUGGCCUGCUGGUGAGCAUGGUCACAGGUGGAUGCAAGCAAGAAAAAAUGAACCCUGAUCUGUUUGUGAAGAGGAGUGAUCUGUUCUGCUUCGGCUGCAGUAAUAAAUCAGAGGCAUCAGAAGUCCCAGAAAAGGCUACAACAGAGUUUCAUAUGGAAGCUGACAACCCAACAUUCACAGACUUUGACAUGACGAGUAAAGACGCUGAAAAAGCCACCAAACUGUAA
Messenger RNA from Perca flavescens (yellow perch), 1821 nucleotides. RefSeq names its product solute carrier family 5 member 8, like (gene slc5a8l). Gene Ontology annotation, cellular component: extracellular exosome; membrane. The record is from RefSeq and is a predicted model, not a curated record. The coding region runs from base 1 to 1821 and encodes 606 amino acids. Lineage: Eukaryota; Metazoa; Chordata; Actinopteri; Perciformes; Percidae. Gene Ontology annotation, biological process: sodium ion transport; propanoate transmembrane transport. The transcript has 15 exons. Gene Ontology annotation, molecular function: organic acid:sodium symporter activity.